AUGCGUAGUUUUAAAGUAGUCGCUUCACGUGAUGAUGUGAGCACCGCCAUUCUCCCAUCAUCUCCCCGUUCUCCCCUCUUCUCGUCUCCCCCAUCUCCCGUCACCACCCCUCCCCUCCUCCCCCCCCCCCCCCCCCAAUUCCCUGCCCCGCUCUCCUCUCAUCUCCCCGCCGCACCCCUCAUCGCACCCCAUCCUCCAUUCACCCCUCAUCUGCUCUCUCCCCCUCCUUUCCCUCCCCCACUCACCCCUACUUUCCCUUCCCGCUCAACCCUCCUUUCCCUUCCCGCUCACCCCUCCUUUCCCUUCUCGCUCACCCCUCGUUUCCCUUCCCAUUCACCCCCCAUUUUCUCCCACCCACCCCCCAUCCCCCAUCAUCUCCACCCGCGCUCACCCGUCAUAUUUCACCCCACCCAUCCCUCAUCCUCCUCGCCCUCUCCCCCCCUUCCACCAACUCACCUCUCGUCUCCCCCACACUUUCCUCUUACUGUUCCCCUGCCUUACAGAUGUAAGUUUUCCCUGCCUCUCAUCCCUUGCAGCUUCACCUACCCCCCGACUUUCUCGCGUUUCCGCUGCCUGUAUCUUCCCUCAACCUCCCUCCCCUACCUUCAGUAA
This is a messenger RNA of Closterium sp. Naga37s-1, 612 nucleotides long. The record is from the annotation of a GenBank genome assembly. NCBI's taxonomy places the organism in Eukaryota, Viridiplantae, Streptophyta, Zygnematophyceae, Desmidiales, Closteriaceae.